Messenger RNA from Pestalotiopsis fici W106-1, 1737 nucleotides. RefSeq lists its product as uncharacterized. NCBI's taxonomy places the organism in Eukaryota, Fungi, Ascomycota, Sordariomycetes, Amphisphaeriales, Sporocadaceae. The record is from RefSeq and is a predicted model, not a curated record. The coding region runs from base 1 to 1737 and encodes 578 amino acids. The transcript has 4 exons.
AUGUUGAAAGAUGAAAAGGCUGCUCCUAUAUCCGCAGGUGCCAGGGCCUGUCAUAUAGCCUUUGAGCGAUGCCUCCAGAGUGCUUCUCAUCCGAUGCUUGGUGUCCGUCAAUACUCAUAUACUGAGGAUCAAAUGGCGCGAUUCUCGAUUUGGACAUCAAAUAUGGCCGUGUUCGCUGCUUGGAGAUUCAGUUUGGAUUAUCGUCUUCGCGAAGCAGAUGACGUUCAGAGAUUGAUGCUAGGCAUGUUGGAAGUCUUGAAAGGUCGGAUAUCAGAAUGUGUAACCUUUAUCUCAACCUUGCCUGAUACACAAUACCACAAUCUCCAAGUUUCGUCAAUGCAAGUACACGCCGACUUUGAGAGACUGACAACGGCUCUCGCAUCUCAAGUUGGGCUAUUCCACGAAGUCUCCAACGUGAUUCGAAAAGCGAGUAGACAAACACAAAAUGAAAUCGCUGCAUCAUCAUUUCGUAUCAGAGAUCAGGAAGGUAAUGAUUUGGAGAAUGUUCUCCAGGGCUUUCUUGACCGCAAUAUUCGGGAUCGCUUUCCUCACAGUAACUCAAUAAUUCGUGAAAGACUCGCGUCGACCAUGGUCCUACGUCGCAGAAGGAUCCUGUAUCGACGCGCUCGCUACGCAACAACAUCAAUCGAGCCUCAACAGACGCCAACGGAUCCGACAAGAGCAACAAGCCAUGUUCAUUCAAUUUCGAAGAGUGCUACCACAUUGAAUACAGACAAUUUUCGAAGAGCAUACAGCCCAUCAGCCGUCUCAAGCGCCUCAUACAUAAGUGUUGGUGCUUCGCAGGAUUGGGUCUUCCCAUCGCCCCCACCGACUCCAGAAGACCCCUCUGUCGAGGUGACCUGCCCGUACUGCCUUUACGUCCUUCCAGGCCAUGAAUUUCAAAACGAGACAAGAUGGAAGAAGCACGUCUUGGCCGACCUCGACCCACUGGUUUGUCUAUUUGACCAUUGCGAUGAGCCACAAGUUCUUUACAGUCAUAGAAAGGACUGGUUACAGCAUAUGCACAAACACACCGAACGUUGGCAUUGCAAAGCCAAGUCUCAUGGCUUGCGGAAAUUUGGAACAUUCGAAAAAUUCUUACUUCAUAUGAAAGACGACCACACGAAGAACUAUAACGACUCGCAAAUAGACCUUCUUGCGGAGAGGGGAAUUCAGUCUGAUAGGCAACUAUUUGAGAUUUGUCCUCUCUGCGGAAUCUCCGAGAAACAUGACAGCGUAACUCAAGGCAACAUGAUUAGACACAUCAUGGGUCAUCUGAGAUCACUGGCUUUAAAAUCUCUUCCCCCACUCUACUUGGAGAAUGAUGACGCCGUGCCCGACGAUGAAGAUAAUUCACAACAGACUCGCAGCACAAUCAAGAAUUUUGCAAGCGAUAAUGACGGCCCGUCUUCCUUCGAUUGGUUGCUUGAGCCUGAAUCUCCAUCCUUGGAUGUUGUCACACGAGAUGGGCCGCACACAAUCGAAUUUCGUAACAGCCCUUGGGAAGAUUUAUUACAAACUCAAGCGACAACCUCACAGCCUAUUCUGGAUCCGGGUCCAUCUGCUCUAUCAGACGCUAUAGCAAGUCCCAGUGAAAACCCACAGUCACAACCUCAAGAGCCGGAAAGAAGAGCGUGGGAAACCUACGAGACUAAAAUCAGGGAGCUAUACGCAAAGCACACACUGAAAACGGUUCGCGAAAUUAUGGAGAGAGAAGAUGGAUUCGUCGCAUCGUGA